Stegostoma tigrinum is the source of this 2552-nucleotide messenger RNA. Its product is annotated as regulator of microtubule dynamics protein 3-like. Gene Ontology annotation, molecular function: microtubule binding. Gene Ontology annotation, cellular component: mitotic spindle pole; spindle microtubule; cytoplasm. Bases 149 to 1690 code for a protein of 513 amino acids. The transcript has 13 exons. The record is from RefSeq and is a predicted model, not a curated record. NCBI's taxonomy places the organism in Eukaryota, Metazoa, Chordata, Chondrichthyes, Orectolobiformes, Stegostomatidae.
ACCGCUGUCUCCCGCUCGCGCGUCCUUAGCAACGAGCGUAGCGUCACAUGGAGGGUGGUCACUCGGCUCCGACCGGCGACGUUUGGGAGCUGCUCCCAUCAUGGCGUGACCCAGAAACUCCCCUCCCCUUCUUUUAACUUUCGUCCUAAUGUUCAGUCAGGAGAGGUUCAAGGCCACGAGCCUGCUGACGGGGGCGGCGGCGGGUAUGGCUUCGGGCUUCCUGGGCUUCUACUACAUGUGGCGGCACCACAAGAGCCGCCUGGUGUUGGAGGGCCUGGGACCGGAGGGGACACUCCAGCCCAUCGCCACGGCUCAGGUCCAGUCCCCGUCCCCGAUCCAGCUGCCGACUGCAGCCCAGCCCAAGCCCGCUCCCAGCGGUCCCUCAGAAGAACAGCUCGAGAUUCGGUGGCAUCUCGACUCCAUUCAAAAUUGCCUGGACGGUCUAAAGGCAGAGGUAUCGUCCCUCAAGGAGUGCAUCCAGUCCAUCGUGGAGAAGCAGACCAGCCUGAGGAAACCCAAGAGCUCCAGGAAGAAAAAGAGGAGAUACGAAUCCAAGAGAGACAGCGACGAUUCGACGGAGUCCGUCUCCAUCUACUUCACAGCAAACCCAGGGAAAGCCACAGACAGCGAGAGUGAGACGGGUUUAGUUAGCGCUCCUGCUCCCAUAGGGCAAGUAGAAGUCCUGGCAGAAUUAGAUUCUUCCAUGCUUGCUUUUGCGGCUGACUCAUUUACAGAUGACAGGACUGGCCUGGACGCUGAGUCUCCUUUUCUUCAAUAUCAGCCAGCAGCUGGUUAUACUGCAGCACACACUGACAUAGAGCUGGAGAAGGAUGAAGAACGGGACAGCAGUUUGGUGCAGAUUCUUAAUUUCUCCCCUGCUCUGGAACCAGAACCAGAGCCUGGGGCAAUGCAGUACUUGAUGUCGCCCGAAAUAGAUCAGAAUGAAAUGCGUGCCCUUCUGGAAGAAGUAGACAGACUACACGGUGGAAGCAAAGAGGAACAAGAACAAGGAUUUAAAGUUCUUUUAGACAAUAAAAAUAAGUAUGGUAAAAGAAAAGAGUUUUGUUGGCGGAUGAUUCGUGCCUACAGUGACAUGACCCAGCUGACAGAAGAUAAAGAAACACAGAAAUGUUAUGCUUUGGCUGGAAGAGAUGAAGCAACUGCCAGUCUACAGGAUCACGGGGACAGUAUAGAAUGCCAAAUAUGGCUUGCUGUUGUAUGUCGCCAUCUGCAAGAUCAUGACAUUGAAGAAGAAAAUAACAGUCUCAAGGAAACACAAGUUGAGACUGAUGUGCUGCCUGAAGAAUUUAACAGUUAUGACAGCAUAGUCUCAGAUCCUGCCAACAUCUCUGAAAUAACUGAAGUCACCAACAAAAUUGAAGAACAGGACAUGCAGACACAACAUGAAGGUAACAUAUUAGUUGAUGUCAUUAACAGUUAUGACAAUGUGUACACUCAGCGCUACACCAUGCCUGUCACUGACUCAUCUGAUGUGGAGGACAGAAACAAAGAAGAGGAUAUGCAGGCAAUAGAAGAGGCUAAUCUGAUGGUUCAGUUCAUUGAUGGUUAUCACAUGACAUUCUCAGACGAAUGCAAUCUCAGCACCUCCGAUGUGGCCCAAACAGCAGACACGGAGAGUGAAUAUGAACAACAGGAUGAAGCUAAUGAGGAUAAUGAUUUGCAAGACUGAAAGCACUAUAGUGUCUGAGGAACCAACAGAACCAACUGAGGACUGAUUGCUAAAGUGAUUAUGAGCUACCAGUACCAUAGACCUUUUCAUCCUCCUACAGCAAUGGUUAACAUUUUGAUUUAAAAAUAAAAUCAAACAGUACUUGAGCAUUAUAUAAAUAAUGAGAUUUCUUAAAAGGUAACCUGGUAUCCCUUUCUCUCCACAAGAACAGAAACUUGUCAUUUUCCCUCAGUAGGUCAUGCUCUUUCAGUCUAUGCUCGGCAGUACUUGCCAUGGAUAUUCUUGUCAGGAAAGAAACAUUUUAUAGGCCUAAGUAUGCAAGGGCAGAGGAAUAAGAAAUAUUCAAAUUGUUUUUCUUAUGGAUGGCAGAUAAUAGAAUUCAUUUAGCAGUGAAUUGUAGCCAUCUUAUAGUCAAAUGUGACUAGUGUUUCAUUUAAUUUGCAACGUUUCAGUUUAAUAAGAAUUCUUGUAAUGUAAUAAACAGGUUCUACAAAAAGAAAGCAUUUGUUUGUUCCAUCCUGCAAGUAGGAAUCAACUGAAGGUUCAUUUGCAUUCAUGAGAUCUGUGAAUUUUCAUUUCAAAGUCUCACCUGAUCAAGCAGCAAGGCUUUACCACUACAGGGACGAUGACCAAAUAGUUUGUUCAUGGACAAUAAUAAUUGCAAACAAAUCUCCCAAACUGGAGUUAUGUUUGCUUCUGGUUGAAAAUGUCUAUUGUUAGAAACCAAUGUGCAAAUGAAAAUAAGCAAGGCUUUUAAAUGGAGAUUGGUGCUACCAUUUAUUGCACAGUAUAAAGUAAGAGUGGAUUUGAGAUUCUGACAGGGGUCUCAUGACAAACAAAGCCUUGGUCUAGUUUGUUUUAA